AUGGUUCAAUACAUUCAAACUCCACCACGAAGCCAAUCCUCAACACGAAUCUCGAGUUCGCUCGAAAUUCUGCUCUUCUCUUGCUUCAUCACCAUAUACAAGGUUCAAGCUACGGGCCACUACUGGCAAUUCGAACGUCUCUAUUCCCGCCAUGAACCCCAUCAGCAGAGCAUGAGGAGUGAGCAUGAAGUCGACAAAGAUGCCGCUUCGAGGGCAGAAUUUGUGAACAAGACAUGGCUGCGGGAGUCACGGUGGCACAAAGUACGCUUAUGGAAGCGCAGGAAGAGCAAGAGCGGAAGUCAUCCAGGAGCGGAAGAAAGAGGAGAGGAGAGAUGCGACGCGACGGGAAGUCCCUACCCGCAGUUGAUGGCUGGAAGUCGCGUCGCGAAUAGCGCAGACUUGCAAAUUGAGCGAAAGAAGUGA
Messenger RNA from Ramularia collo-cygni, 423 nucleotides. RefSeq lists its product as uncharacterized. The record is from RefSeq and is a predicted model, not a curated record. Lineage: Eukaryota; Fungi; Ascomycota; Dothideomycetes; Mycosphaerellales; Mycosphaerellaceae. The transcript has a single exon. The coding region runs from base 1 to 423 and encodes 140 amino acids.